CGAUGAACUAUUGUAGUUACUCGUACUAGUAGUCACUCGUCGUGUCGAUGUGCAUGCAUGCAGCAAAUCCUCUUGAUGGGCAGCACCAUGGCGUGGCGUCCUCCAGCCACCGUCAGAGGCUCAACCAUGGAUCUACUGGUCUCGUCGACCCUUCCAAUAAUUGCUUCCUCAGUAUUGCGUCCGCGGUACUCCGUGCUCCGUCCUGUUAUUGACCAAAGAAAAGUUUUUCAUUCCUUUCACGGUCACGUCGGUAUCCCUCUUCCUUCAGCCUUUGAGAGUAUGUACGAGGUAUUAUCACCACUGACAAUGGCAUCAAGAGUCAUUACUAGCCUCGAUUGGCAUGUGGCUCGACUUAGUACAACCAACAAUAGAGUACUGUAAUCAUCCUC
This is a messenger RNA of Aaosphaeria arxii CBS 175.79, 389 nucleotides long. RefSeq lists its product as uncharacterized. The transcript has a single exon. Bases 88 to 381 code for a protein of 97 amino acids. The record is from RefSeq and is a predicted model, not a curated record. Lineage: Eukaryota; Fungi; Ascomycota; Dothideomycetes; Pleosporales.